Schistocerca serialis cubense is the source of this 627-nucleotide messenger RNA. Its product is annotated as trypsin-1-like. Gene Ontology annotation, molecular function: serine-type endopeptidase activity. Lineage: Eukaryota; Metazoa; Arthropoda; Insecta; Orthoptera; Acrididae. The transcript has a single exon. Bases 1 to 627 code for a protein of 208 amino acids. The record is from RefSeq and is a predicted model, not a curated record. Gene Ontology annotation, biological process: proteolysis.
AUGUACCUUGGCUUUUUCUUCGUCAGGGGCAACUACAUGUGUGGCGCCUCCAUCAUCAGCAGUACAUGGGCUCUGUCUGCUGCCCACUGCGCGGAAGGCUACUCCCCCAGCCAAAUGCUGCUGCGUGCCGGCACCUCCACCAGGGGUAGCGGUGGCUCCACCCACAACAUAGCCGCUGCACACAUGCACGGAAGCUACGAUGGCGACGACUACGACAUCGCCGUCCUGCAAGUGUCCAACGCCUUCAGCUUCAGCAGCAACGUGCAAGCUGUGGCUCUGACCUCGUCAGAGCCCUCUGCUGGGACCUCAGUAACAGUCAGUGGGUGGGGAGACACCUCCUACGAGGGCAGCGUCUCCAACACACUGCGGGCCGUCACCGUCCAGAUCAUAGACCGCAACACGUGCAACCGCUCGUACGGCAGCAUCACCAGCCGCAUGAUCUGCGCAGGUGUGUCCGGAGGCGGCAAGGACGCCUGCCAGGGAGACAGCGGCGGUCCUCUGGUGUCCGGCUCCACCCAGGUGGGCGUCGUCUCCUCUGGCUAUGGAUGCGGCUGGGACGGCUACCCGGGCAUUUACGCCAACGUGGCCAACCUGAGGUCCUGGAUCAAGCAGACUUCUGGAGUCUAA